Molecule: messenger RNA, 1204 nt
Organism: Trichomycterus rosablanca
Lineage: Eukaryota; Metazoa; Chordata; Actinopteri; Siluriformes; Trichomycteridae
Gene: hes1
Product: hairy-related 6
Exons: 4
Coding region: 166-993 (275 amino acids)
Biological process (GO): Notch signaling pathway; anterior/posterior pattern specification; regulation of transcription by RNA polymerase II
Cellular component (GO): nucleus
Molecular function (GO): RNA polymerase II cis-regulatory region sequence-specific DNA binding; DNA-binding transcription factor activity, RNA polymerase II-specific; protein dimerization activity
Source: RefSeq, a predicted model, not a curated record
UCGUAAAGCGUGCAAAGUUCAACUCAGAGAAUCACGGGACCCUUAUUCCACGCUGCACUGCUGGACUUGAAUUUUGCUCAGCCGCAGCGUUGUUCGCAACGGAAAAGGAGAGAAUUUAUUCAAUUUUCCCUUUUUUACGCAAUUCGUGGAUAAUUUGUGCAAAACAUGCCCGCUGAUAUGAUGGAAAAGAACUCGUCUUCUCCGGUGGCUGCAACCCCGGCGAGCAUGAACACGGCACCCGACAAACCCAAGACAGCAUCCGAGCACAGAAAGUCGUCUAAACCCAUUAUGGAGAAAAGAAGACGAGCCAGGAUCAACGAAAGCCUGGGUCAGCUGAAAACGCUUAUUCUGGAUGCUCUUAAGAAAGAUAGCUCCAGACAUUCAAAGCUUGAGAAAGCGGAUAUCCUAGAGAUGACCGUCAAGCACCUCAGGAACAUGCAGCGCGCACAGAUGACCGCUGCUUUAAACGCGGACCCCACAGUGCUCGGCAAGUACCGCGCCGGCUUCAGUGAGUGCAUGAACGAGGUGACCCGAUUCCUGUCCACAUGUGAAGGAGUGAACUCCGAAGUCCGGACCCGGUUACUUGGCCACUUGGCAAACUGCAUGACCCAGCUCAACGCCAUGAACUACCCAGCGCAGGCUCAUGUUGCAGCCGGACCCGCGCCCACGUCGUUUGGCCAGCCGGUGGUGCAGAUCCCUGGUGCCACGCAUAUCCCAGUAUCCGUCUCGGUGCCCGUGCCGGGCGCAGCGUCAUGUAAAAGCGCGCCUCCAUCCGGCGUUUCACCAUCCGAGGCUGCAAAAGUGUACGGAGGUUUCCAGCUCGUACCAGCGACAGAUGGACAGUUUGCUUUCUUGAUCCCCAGUGGUGCGUUCACUCCCGGCGGUCCGGUCAUUCCAGUGUACGCGGGUGGAGCAGGAACGGCUCUACCACCUGCGGCUGCGUCUCCCCGCGAAGCGUCGCUUACCUCAGACUCCGUGUGGAGGCCCUGGUAGAGUCUCCCAAAACGGACUUCUAAAAGACUUCAACACUACCCACACUUGCCCUUUUUAUUAAACGUUUUAUGUGUUUUCUACUUUUAUGUUUUUUUAUGGAAAUGUGUUUUAAUAAGAGAUUUAUGCACUAUAUUUGUACAGCUCUAAACAGAGAGAAGUUCAUAUUGAAACGAGAUUUGUACUGAUGUUCAUUAAUUGCAUUUUUAUAUUU